Messenger RNA from Parnassius apollo (apollo), 840 nucleotides. NCBI's taxonomy places the organism in Eukaryota, Metazoa, Arthropoda, Insecta, Lepidoptera, Papilionidae. The record is from the annotation of a GenBank genome assembly.
AUGGCUGCGUGCAUUAGUUUCUUGGUCUUUAAUAUGAUUUCAGUUUUAAUAAUUCAGAUAUUAAUUACUCCAAGUCAUGCUGCGCCCUUAUUAGAAGAAUUAUUUUUUGAAAUGAGAGAAGAAUCUGGAUCAAGUUUAGAUUUUGAACUAGGAGAAUACUUUGAAGGAGAUAUGAUCCUAAUGUCGCGACAGAAACAAGCAGUUUUAGCGGCGGAGAAAAACCGCAACGGACUUAUAGACGGUGUCAAGCGAUGGCCAGCGCGUACCGUUGUUUAUCAGAUCGAAGAUAAUGAUUUUGAUGAAGAACAGGUGAAAAUUAUAGAAGCUGCUAUGGACGACAUCGCUAAUAAGUCCUGUAUUAUGUUUAGACCUAAAGAAAAAGACGAGCACGCAGUCUUGAUUAAGGGUUCGGCAGACGGUUGCUUCUCUAAUGUAGGUUAUAGCAGUGCUAGCGAAGAUGACGAUGAAGUGGACCAAGUGUUGAAUCUAUCCAAGGGUUGCUUUCGGCACGGCACUGUGGUACAUGAGAUGCUUCACACCCUUGGUUUCUAUCAUAUGCAAAGCACUUACAAUAGAGACGAUUUUGUAAAGAUUAUUUGGGAAAAUAUAAAAACAGGCAAGGAGCACAAUUUUGCAAAGUACACCAAUAACACCGUGACUGAUUUCGGUGUAGCUUACGACUAUAAUAGCGUAAUGCACUACCCUGAAAAGGCUUUUUCAAAAAAUGGAAAUAAAACUAUAAUCCCGUUACAGGAUGAUGCAAAGAUCGGUCAAAGAGUAGGAAUGUCCGAAGGUGACAUAAUUAAAUUGAAAAAAAUGUAUUGCGAGUCGGAAAAAUGA